Drosophila montana is the source of this 666-nucleotide messenger RNA. RefSeq names its product mitochondrial ribosomal protein L51 (gene mRpL51). Gene Ontology annotation, biological process: translation. NCBI's taxonomy places the organism in Eukaryota, Metazoa, Arthropoda, Insecta, Diptera, Drosophilidae. Gene Ontology annotation, molecular function: structural constituent of ribosome. Gene Ontology annotation, cellular component: mitochondrial large ribosomal subunit. The record is from RefSeq and is a predicted model, not a curated record. The coding region runs from base 85 to 603 and encodes 172 amino acids. The transcript has a single exon.
CAGCUGUUGGAGCUGUUACCGUUGCCUGUCGUCUUAGGAGUUGACUGUUUAUAAUUACCUAAUCGUAAAUUAUAAUCAAAACUGAUGUCUUGGCUGAUCAGCGGGUUACAAAAACUGUGUAGCGUAGGACCUCUCGCUAGUAAACCACAGCCUUUGGCACUGACUUGUUACAAAACAGUGCGUCAGCUUUCGCAUGCCGAGAAACGGGCGCGCGGCCGCACGGUGCGUCGCUAUGGCUACAAAGAGAAGCUGUUCCAGAGUGGUCUGCUACCGCAUUUGGAUAAUGGACAGAAGCUGCCCUUACCCGUGUAUAGGCCCAAAAAUCCGUGGUCUGAAAAGCGGGCGCUUUUCGGCCAAAAUGACUUUAUAGACAUAUUGGGCAACGACCGGCUUCAUCCCACACGUGUGCUAUACUCGGUGCCUUCCUGGUUGCGCGGCGUCUCGGGCAAUGAAUACCAAGUGCUGUUGCGCAAGCGUCGAAUGCUGGAGAAGACCAAGUACCCGAUUGCCCGGCCUACCAAGUGGAAAGAUUUGCAGAAGCGCAUUUUGUAUUUAUACAGAUUCCUCAAUCGAAAGACAAAAACCGGAUACUCUACGCAAUAAUCUUACAAAUUAAUAAUCCUGAUACAUCGUAUAUGUUGAAUAAAGUCGUUCUUUUUAUUUGAG